Molecule: messenger RNA, 3770 nt
Organism: Cyprinus carpio (common carp)
Lineage: Eukaryota; Metazoa; Chordata; Actinopteri; Cypriniformes; Cyprinidae
Product: F-box/LRR-repeat protein 7
Exons: 3
Coding region: 1021-2349 (442 amino acids)
Biological process (GO): SCF-dependent proteasomal ubiquitin-dependent protein catabolic process
Cellular component (GO): SCF ubiquitin ligase complex
Molecular function (GO): protein binding
Source: RefSeq, a predicted model, not a curated record
GUGGAGCAGUAACAGUAUUGCUAUGAAACAGACUUGGAGUGGGGCUUUUCUCACCAAUGAGAAUAAAAUUGAAAACUUGGAGUGGACAGGUCACAGAUGCUUAGAACUGGGUGGAGAAAUUGCUGUUGCUCCCCUCACACACUCUCCUAUCAGGUAGAAGUGGGGGAGAAAGAAAAUAUCUUGAGGGUUUUUCAGUGUAAUGUGAACAAGAUGGAUUAUAUACCAAAUUUGCAACUUUGAUUGAUGUGGCAUUUGCAGUUUUGAAAUCUGCACUGCAUGUUUAACGCAUCUGCCGGAGCCGAAUGUUUCGUUUUGGCUAGCAGUGAUUCCCCUGAUAGUGGCCUGUGUGGAGCUGUGCAGUCAUCUGUGCAUGAGUAAACAACAUGAGUGAGUUGGUCUGACCUCCUGUUCACCCUCACUCCAGACACUUUGGAGUCUGCUCAAAACAUAGAAGCUAGCCCUAACUCCAAACAUCUCAUUUUCAUCCUUCAAAAGGUAGAAGAUUUUGACCGAGAUUAUGGUUAAAGGGUCCUGUCUUAAGAUAAGCACCAAUCUGCAUUAGGCAUAUUUGCGAGCAAUUACCCCUGGAUCACUCCUGAGAUGAAACACAACUUUGUAAGCGUGAUUCCUUCCAACCCCUCCUUUUCUGGCCAUUUUUCCACUUGGUGUUUUCAAAAGGAGUUAGUUCUAUGAGCAUAGCGUAUCCUUGCGAUCAGAUUUGAUUAUUCAGAAGCAGACUAUGAAGUAUUUAUGAACAAAGGUCUUAAAGUUCAACAGCAGGAAGCUUUUGUAAGAGGAACAACUAAUCAAUCCCAGAGCUGACAGCUGUGCAAUUAAUAAUGCUUGUAUGGGCCACAUGAGCAGCGUCGUCUUGAAUUAUAGAGGUGUGCAGAAACACAUUCCUGCUUGACGUUGUUCAGAGGUUAGUGAGUGACGGGAUGCUGAACAGCUGGAGGAGUGACGAGUCUGAGAGUUCACAGCAGGCUUUGCUUAAGUGAGCUACAGGACUCGGACCUUAGCAUGCGAACAGUGAGUACGCCAAGUCCAGCUCUGAUUUUGCCACCUCAUUCAUCUCCAGGCGUGCUUAAUGGCUCCUCCACAUCUUCCUCCACGUUCGGCACGGAAACCAUCGCCAUGGUCCACACACCACCUACUUCCCUCACCCAUCCACAAAGGAGCCUGCGGCAGCCGAGGGACCAGCAGGGGGCGCCCAUCGACAUCCUUCCUGACCAUGCUUUCCUACAGAUCUUUACACACCUGGCCACCAACCAGCUGUGUCAGUGCGCCCGUGUUUGCCGUCGCUGGUACAACUUGGCAUGGGACCCUCGCUUAUGGAGGACUAUUCGUCUGAUGGGAGAUGUGCUACAUGUGGACCGCGCGCUUCGGGUUCUCACUCGCAGACUGUGCCAGGACACCCCCAAUGUGUGUCUGACCCUGGAGACAGUGGUGGUCAGUGGUUGUCGGAGGUUGACCGAUCGAGGACUGUACACAGUGGCACAGUGCUGCCCAGAACUCCGUCACUUAGAGAUGGCCGGCUGUUACAACGUGUCCAACGAGGCCGUGUUUGAGGUGGUGUCACGCUGCCCCAACUUGGAACACCUAGAUGUUUCAGGGUGCUCUAAGGUGACCUGCAUCAGCCUGACACAGGACGUGUCCGUCAAACUCUCCCCUCUUCAUGGGCAGCAGAUCUCCAUCCGCUAUCUUGACAUGACUGACUGUUUUGCUUUGGAAGACGAAGGCCUGCACACCAUUGCUGCCCACUGCACUCAGCUCACCCACCUCUACCUGCGGCGCUGCGUGCGCCUGACUGACGAAGGCCUGCGCUUCUUAGUCAUCUACUGCCCGUCCGUGCGGGAGCUCAGUGUCAGCGACUGCCGCUUCAUCAGUGACUUUGGCCUGCGGGAGAUUGCUAAACUAGAGGGCCGCCUGCGCUACCUUAGCAUAGCGCACUGCGGCCGCAUCACAGACGUGGGUGUGCGUUACAUAGCUAAAUACUGCAACAGACUGCGUUACCUGAACGCUCGUGGCUGCGAGGGACUGACAGACCACGGCGUCGAGCACCUUGCCAAGAACUGCCUCAAGCUCAAGUCCCUGGACAUUGGGAAGUGCCCGUUGGUGUCAGACGCCGGCCUGGAGCAGCUUGCACUAAACUCAUUCAACCUAAAGAGACUGAGUCUGAAGUCGUGCGAGAGCAUCACGGGCCGUGGGCUGCAGGUGGUGGCGGCAAACUGCUUCGACCUUCAGCUGCUGAAUGUACAGGACUGUGACGUGCCACUGGAGGCGCUGCGCUUUGUCAAACGUCAUUGUAAACGCUGCGUCAUUGAACACACCAAUCCAGCCUUUUUCUGAGAGCUGCACUCAUUGGAUUGUGUGGACGGAUUUGAGAAGAUAAUCUCAUUUGACCGGGGCCGGUGACGUAUCUUCUAGACAACACAUCGGAGAUCUGCACUGCUGCACCUCUGUAUUUAAUUUGCAUGGUUGGGAGAAAUCUUAACUUUUUUUUAAUCCAUUUAUUUAUAUUUUUAUUCACUUAUAUAUUUUUGAUUACUCAUCUUGUCUAUGUCAGAUUGUAUUACGUGUAACAUGUACAUUUCAUCAUGAAUGCAAGUUGUUGACGCAUAGAGGAUUACAUGAUGUGACGUUAACCAGAAAUUAAACUAGACACAUUUUGCAGGAGUACGGUGGUCCACAUUUCAGUUUUUUAUUGUUUACAUUUGAUAUCUCUGUUAUGAAUUUGUUUCAUCAUGUAAGCCUUGUAAUUGCUUGGUUUCUAUCAUGGUUUCAUUGCCCAGGAAUAUUACCAAACAGUGCCAUUUUGCUGUGACGUUCACCUUUGUAAUGGUCAAUAAGGCUUUUUCAGGUGUUUAACGAAUGGAAGACCACAGUGGAAUAAAGCGGUCUAAGCCAUAUUAAACAAAAUCAUGAUGUCUGCUUUUAUGUAGCUAACCUGCAUUAGCCAGUUUCAGGAUUGAGAAAACAGAGCAAAAUAUGCAAUUCAUAGUUUUCACGUGAAGUCACACCCUCACAGGAACGCCCACCUGGAGGCCAAAAAGAGGAUUUCCUCCACUGGCCGCAAGUUAUUUUUAUGAGGUUUGCAUUAAGUAGUAAUACAGUAAGACAGUGAUAUUAAAAUACACAUUGAUGCAUACUUUGUACAGGCAAACAGAUGAACCCUGAAUAUACAAGCAAUGCAUAAAAAAAUGUUUCCACGGAAAAACCAUUAUAAAGAAAACAACCAUUUAGCUCAUUACUUUCAUAUUCUUGCCUGUAUAAAGUAUGCAUCAUCAAUAAUGUGUAUACUGAAUUUGAUCUAUUAAUAAAACUGUUUUAAUACAUUAAGGCACUUUAAGUUUUUUUCACAUUAAACGUUUUAGAAUGUCCUGCGGUUGUUAGUGAUUGAAAUAUUGUGGCGGGUGCUUAUAUGGAUUGCUUAUAUGGAUUGCAAAUGGCCAAAACUUGCAUUUCGUUCACAUAUCUUAGUUUUAUUCUUUUGAGAGGUGAUCUAAAUAUUUGUGGAUUGGAAGCAGAUGAAAAAUUGACAGGCUUGUGCUGCAGUUCUAUGGAUGUUUGGCCCUCCACGACUUCGAGCCAGUCACAUGACUGAAAACUAUGAAUUAUAGUGCUUGUCAACCUGUGGGCUGCAGCCUCCUAAAGGACCAGGGACGUUCUGCAGGAUGCUUUUGAAUUUUUCUUUUCUGUAAAUGAGAUAAAUUAGUCAAAAUAAAAUAGCACAAUUUCUUAUUUAUAAAUUGAUAUAUUGUUAUAUUAUA